CUGUUGAAGAGGCUGGUGAAUGAGAGUCAUGUGUUGAUCAUGCUGUUGUGCAGCUGAUGAUGGGCAGGAUCACUUCAGUGUGCUUCGAGUCUCAAACACGUCCAGCUUCACGUUCAGUGAGGACGAUGGAUUUCAGAGCUGUGAAGUUUGUUUUCUGUGUGGUCUGUCUGGUGCGCUGCAGCCCCGAGCAGAGCUCCACAAAGAAGAACAUCAAAAAAGAGAACAGUGCUGCCAUCGAGGAGCUGAAGAAACAGAUGGAGCAGAUUGUGCAGGAUCUGAAUCUGAUCAAGGAACAACAAGCUUUACAAACAGUUUGCUUAAAAGGCAUCAAGAUCCCAGGCAAGUGUUUUCUCGUGGACACAACGAAGAAGAGCUUUCACCCAGCAAACGAUGACUGCAUCGCUAAAGGAGGAACGCUCAGCAGCCCUCUCUCUGGAGACGAGAACGACCAGCUGUAUGAUUACGUGCGGCAGACCGUGGGGCCAGAGGGGCACAUCUGGUUGGGUGUGAAUGACAUACUAAAGGAGGGAGAGUGGACCGACCAGACGGGCUCACAGAUACGCUUUAAGAACUGGGAAUCAGAGAUCACCCAUCAGCCCGACGGAGGACGGGGCCAGAACUGUGCCAUCCUGUCCAGCACGGCCAACGGGAAGUGGUUCGACGAGGACUGCCGUGGAGAAAAGCCGUCUGUCUGCCAGUUCAACAUCGUCUAAUCCAUGAUAUAGAAAGAUGGAUUACACAGAUAUUUGCAGUAGAAUGUGUAACAAAAAGAUCAGUUAAAGUUACAUUAUGUAAGAUUUUUGCAUUAAAAUAUCCAA
Messenger RNA from Carassius gibelio (silver crucian carp), 818 nucleotides. RefSeq names its product C-type lectin domain family 3, member Ba (gene clec3ba). The transcript is spliced from 3 exons. The record is from RefSeq and is a predicted model, not a curated record. Lineage: Eukaryota; Metazoa; Chordata; Actinopteri; Cypriniformes; Cyprinidae. The coding region runs from base 57 to 713 and encodes 218 amino acids.